UUAUUAGCGUAAUUUUAUUGUUAUUUUGUUGUUUUUAGUAUAAAUCUAUGUGUAUUUAUUUAGCAAUGUGUCAACUCCUCUAAAAGUGUUGUUUAACAUCUAAACAUGGUUAUUAAACUUGAUGAAGGUUCAGAACUUACCGAGCCUUUACUUUGGGGUGAAUCUAAUGAUUGUCCCAGAAAACCUGAGAGACAUGCCGAAUUGAUUAAAAAGAUUAAUGCAAAGAAUGCAAAGUACGUAGCUUUCAGUCUAGUGUUGGGAUUCAUCUUGUAUCACGGGAUAAUCCAUCUAAGAUAUGGAAGUGAUUCUUGUAAAUGGCUUCUAUCAGACGGCAGAUACAAAGGAGAUAUGGAGUGGCAACCAUAUGGCUGUAUGAUGCAUCGAUACAGCCAAACGGACACUCGGCGAUGCAUGCGCUAUCUUGCGUUCUGGGGGCGACACAACCACUUUGUGUUCAUUGGAGACUCCAGGGUACACCAGAUGUAUCUGGCGUUCAUAGACCAUCUGACUGGCCACAAGAGUCAGCCGCAGACGACGCCUAGCAACCACAGUUUGUAUGAUGAACAACUGAGGCUCACGGUGGACUUCUUCUGGAGCCCUUCAGCAUCGGACGUCAUGGUCAACAUGUUCCAUCAUUGGGCUAAGGCAAACCCUCCUCCUAGUAUGGUGGUGGCAGGCAGCGCUGCUUGGAGUACAAAAUUCACCAAUUCUACUGCAAAAGCUGUAGAAGAAUACACGUUCAACCUCACUCGGCUUGUUACUAGCAUGAACACCAUAGUAGAAAGCAAGGGACAGGUUUUUUGGGCACUGCAGGAACCUGUCAUCACAGGAGACAACGACAGAGAUGAGGAGGCCAACACCCAGAUAGACUUGUACAACCGGGCAGCUAUGGAGGUGAUACAGCAGAGUUCAGCCAAGGUGUGGUCUAGCUGUCGUCUGGUGGCUCAGACCAGAUAUCUGGGCAAGUCCAUCUAUGUUCAUGACACCCAGAUGUUGCUUAACACCUACUGUAAUGACCACAUGAACUACAAUGUGAUACAGCAGAGUUCAGCCAAGGUGUGGUCUAGCUGUCGUCUGGUGGCUCAGACCAGAUAUCUGGGCAAGUCCAUCUAUGUUCAUGACGCCCAGAUGUUGCUCAAUGUGAUACAGCAGAGUUCAGCCAAGGUGUGGUCUAGCUGUCGUCUGGUGGCUCAGACCAGAUAUCUGGGCAAGUCCAUCUAUGUUCAUGACGCCCAGAUGUUGCUCAAUGUGAUACAGCAGAGUUCAGCCAAGGUGUGGUCUAGCUGUCGUCUGGUGGCUCAGACCAGAUAUCUGGGCAAGUCCAUCUAUGUUCAUGACACCCAGAUGUUGCUUAACACCUACUGUAAUGACCACAUGAACUACAAUGAUGGCACGUGCUGCAGCAGUGCUGAACCUCAUACAUCUCUGCAAGUUGUCACUGCUGCUGUUUUUGGUGUUUGUUUGGUGCUGGCGUGUGCUAUGACAGUGAAGCGUAAACUACAAGGUUCCAGAGCUGACCCACCCUCCCCUGUCUAUGUGCUGAGUACCAACUUGGCCAAGCUGGGACUGAUCAUGGCCUACUUCUACCUCUGUGAUCGGACGAAUUUCUUCAUGAAGGAAAACAAGUAUUACUCCCCUGUUAGCUUCUGGUUGCCCAUUGGCUAUGUGUUUGCUCUUGGUCUCUUCUUUACUGAAGAUUCAAGAUAUACAAAAGUGCUCCACAGAGACCAAACAGACGAAUGGAAAGGCUGGAUGAUUCUGGUCUAUCUCAUCUACAAUAUGACCGGAGCCUCUACAAACCUGCAGAUCUACAACCACAUCAGAGUCCUCAUAUCAGCUUAUUUGUUCAUCAGCGGCUACGGACACUUCUACUAUUUGUGGCACAGAAACGAUGCUGGAAUUGUUAGGUUCUUUCAGGUGUUGUUCCGCCUCAACAUGCUGGUAGUGGUGCUAUGCCUCUGUAUGAACCGACCGUACCAGUUCUACCAGUUUGUGCCAGUCGUGUCGUUCUGGUUCACCCUGCUCUACCUGGUGUUGAUCGCUCCACCCAGGGUCACGCAGGCCUCGUGUGAACACAACCACCUCCACUACCUCUACCUGGUGCUCAAGUUUGUCGGACUUUUCAGCUUCAUUAUCAUGUUAUACAUGAGCGAGGUAUUUUUUGACAAAGUAUUUGUGACGAGACCGUGGAAGGCGCUGUUUGUCACUACUGAUGAUGACAUCCACGAUUGGUGGUUCCGAUGGAAGCUGGACAGAUACAGCACUUCCUACGGAGCAGUGUUUGGCAUGCUGUUGCUGGUAGCGCAGAGUUUCAGCCUAGUAGAUGACAACAACCACAGCAACCUGUUCACUUCUCGUAUUGCGCUUUGUUCCGUGUUCCUCGCCUUUGUCGGCAUCGGCUGCUCCACCACGUUUGAUCUCCUCUGUCAGUCCAAGGCGGAGUGCAACGAAGUACAUUCCUACACUGUCGCCAUCCCUAUUGUGAGUUACAUCUUCCUGCGUAAUGUGUCGGGCAUCCUGCGAACGAGAUACUCCAGCUUCUUCGCGUGGUUCGGACGACUGUCGCUGGAGCUGAUGGUGACUCCGUAUCACGUGUGGUUGGCCGCAGACAAUCACGGGGUGCUGGUGCUGCUACCUGGCUAUCCUGUACUCAACGUGUUGGUAUCUUGCUACAUCAUGGUGUGCAUAACGCAUGAGCUCCACACCAUCACCAGAAGACUGUUGCCCUUUGCUGUUCCCAAUGACUGGAGACUUGUGUUGCGCAAUGUCGGACUCUUCCUCAUGGUUCUCAUCCCCAUUGGAAUACACGACGGAAUGUUCUAGUCAAGAUGACUCGUGUUCCCAGAACAUAAAACCAAAUACAUGCGCCAGGUAGAAGUAUUGACAGCUUGGCAACAGAUCUCACGAAAUAGGCAGUAACGCCUUAUUGACUUACCGUCCAGUUGCGGCUUGGUAUUUGCUGUGUAUUUGUCUUAAUAAGUUGUACGCUUGUAUUUUAGGAAAAUUCUGGCAAAUUAUGCCUUGUAUUUCGCAAGAUUUGAGUGUUCAUGACUUAUUUGCCCUUUUCCAUCUCCCAAGAGCGUCAAGACAUAUAGUAGCUAAGCUAAAAAUCUACCUACAUGAAGUAGAUAAGAUAGAUCCGAUUGUUUUUUUUUUAUUCAAUCAAUUGGCGAAUUAGAAAAUGGUGUUCAGUAUUUUUCUCAAAACAGAAACUACUUCAAAUGACUCUUUAUUUAUAAAAAAUUACAUUUCAAAAAGGCUGAAUAGGCAUACUCCUUUAAUUAUGCAUUUGCUUUAAUUAUGCAUGCUUACCCCAUGGGUCUCAGGUCUGUGUUAAGCAAUUAAUGAGUUGGAUUGGUAAAAACUUUUAACACAUUAAUCAAAACAAUGUUAUUGUCUUACUAUGCCUUCUGAUAAGACCUAAACCCGGGACCUAUUUACUUUUACCACGUUUUGAUGUCCCCAGAGGCCAAAGACACUAUCCAUUCAAAUUCAUAUAUGUGUCUGUUAGCAUGAUAACUCUAGUAAAAAUCAUCCAAUUUUUCAUUCAUUGAAAAGGUGUAAACCUGCAUUAUUUUAUUCUAACAAGUUCGCAAACCAGCAUGUUCGGACUAUAGGAACAGAGUUUUAGGGAGCAAGAGUUGGUUUUUCCCAUUUUUGACCCCUGAAACAUAAAGUUUUGCAACUAUUUAGUAGAGCUAAAAAACCAAACAAUAUAGUAGGCCUACAUUAAACCAUUGUUGUAUGCCUAGUAGUAACAGAGAAAAUUAAAAAAAACUGUAAAUAAAAAUUUCUGAUGUUAUUUUGAUUGAGACUAAAUAAAUUCACGGGGAUCUCGAGUAGUCCUUAAUCCUAUCCCUUACUGGUAUAAUCCUAGAGCCAAGCCAAGAAAGAAAUCUCUUUUACCUUUUAAUGUUAAGUAAGGUAGAUGAUAGGGUAAACUGAAUUCAAGUUAGUAAGCAGAGUUACAUUAUUGCUCACCACUGAAAAAGCUGUCCAUGUAUUUUACGUUAAAGCAAUUAUAUUAUGUACAUUCAAAAUUUUUUAUGUUAUAAUUUACACGUAUAUCCAUGUUUGAUGUGUAUCUUUGUUAAUGUGAGUUUUAAACACCUAGGAUCACAAGCUAAGCAAGGUCUAGAAGAACUUGAAACCGUUGUAUAAUUUGAAAUUGUUUAGAAGUGUUUAACUAUACCAAAUGAAUACAGAAGUUUAAAAUGUUAUUUUUUACAAGGUCAUUGUAAGAACACUUUGUUCUCCAGUUAUCAUAUCAUAAAAUGAGUUGUUUGUACAACCCUAGUCUUUCCAAUCCUCUCAUCCAUUUAUAUCCACUCUAUUAAAUAAUCAUGAUCAGUGCUCGAUAUCCACAAAAAUGAGGUGCCAGAACUAUUUAACCUAUUUAAUGUGAUUUGUACCUAUUUAUUUACCUAUUUAUGCCAAUAUAUAUGUGUCUGAAAGAGUACAUGCACUAAGAGCACGGGUACUGUAACUCUGUUCCGCCGCGUUCUCCCACAAAUCAAGCACUGAUCAUGAUAGUGUGGGGGUUAUGUUUUCAGUAAUACAUUCCAGUCUCUCUUUAUGUUAAAGUUUAAGAAAAUGGUUGUUUGUUGUAAGAAAGGCAACGAUUUAGGCCUCGGUACACAAUGCAUGCUUAAAUAAAACAGAUUUUUAAGCAUAGUGUUUUUGUGGUUUUAGCUUCUAAUAUUUAUAUGAUCAAAUACAUUGUGAUACUUUUAACUUUAAGCUUAGAAAUACGAUUUUGUAACAGUUUUAAGGAUUGAUUUUAAAAUAAAUGGAUAGUUUA
Macrosteles quadrilineatus (aster leafhopper) is the source of this 4801-nucleotide messenger RNA. Its product is annotated as N-acetylneuraminate 9-O-acetyltransferase-like. The record is from RefSeq and is a predicted model, not a curated record. NCBI's taxonomy places the organism in Eukaryota, Metazoa, Arthropoda, Insecta, Hemiptera, Cicadellidae. Bases 106 to 2823 code for a protein of 905 amino acids. The transcript is spliced from 18 exons.